AUGUCUCACUCUACUCUAGAUGCUGUCGUGCAUGGGCUGCUGCACUGGUGCUCUGUGGAAGAAGACGCUGCUGCUGCUGCCAGAAAUAGCGCCUUGGUCGUGCAUGUGCUUUGCCCAUGGCUGUGCUUCCCCCCCUCACCUGUCAACCAAGGCAGCAAGGCAUCGCACGCUAAGGGUUGUACACAAGGCGCCUCGGUGAAAAUUCAAGGCUCCGACGCUCCUACUCACCUUACUCUACCACCUCGCUUGACUUCCUCACCCAGAAACCACCCCCCUCCAAUCUCCGACUUCCAACAAUCCUUUCCGGUCAACCUGAUCGGAGUAGCCAUGGCUCUCAUCGACCGAGUGCCUGGUCCUCUGAAUCUGUACAUUGGUGGCAUGUUCACACUGAGACGGCGUGAGGCCCUUCUACAAGCCAACAUCACCCAUGUCCUCUCCGUACUACGCACGCCACUGGAUCGGGACUUGUUCGCCCCCUUCAAGCACAUGGUAGUCGAGGUGGACGAUGUCGACGAUGAAAAUCUAUUGGAACAUUUUCCAGCCACCAAUCGCUUCAUACAGGAAGGCCUGGACGGAGGUGGCGGAGUCCUCGUGCACUGUGCCAUGGGUAAAUCACGCUCAGCUACUGUCGUCAUUGCUUAUCUGAUGCAAAAGCACGACAUCAAUCCAUUAGAAGCGCUGUCUCAUGUUCGACAAGCGCGGUCCAUAUGCGAGCCUAACGAUGGCUUCAUGAGACAAUUGGAACUCUAUGGCGAGAUGCAGAUGCCUGACAAUGUCGAAGAGACCCCUGCCUAUCAACGCUGGGUAUAUCAACGAGAAAUUGAGCUGAGUCGUGCGUGCGGGCAAGCACCAGAGGCAGACAAGAUACGCUUUGAAGACGAGCAUGUCGCCAGUCAGGCUUCUGGUUUCGAAUUGAGAUGUCGCAAAUGCAGACGGCCACUGGCUACCUCUCAGUACCUGCUACCACACACGUCGGCCUCCGCCAGGGAGAGUGAGAGUACAGGAACGCCUCCAGUCACCGCAUCUCGAGAGUGUGCCCACUAUUUCCUUGACCCAUUGUCCUGGAUGCGCCCCGAGCUUGAACAAGGCAAGUUAGAAGGACGCCUAGAGUGCCCCAAGUGCCACACCAACGUAGGAAAGUACGCCUGGCAAGGGAUGCAAUGCAGUUGUGGAGAAUGGAGGGUACCAGGAAUCAGUCUUUCCAAAGGACGAAUCGAUGAAGCAAGGAAAGCCAGUCAUGGCAUACGGCGGCCACCAGAAACUUCAGGUGCGGCUCCCGCCAAAGAGAACCUGUAG
Molecule: messenger RNA, 1296 nt
Organism: Plenodomus lingam JN3
Lineage: Eukaryota; Fungi; Ascomycota; Dothideomycetes; Pleosporales; Leptosphaeriaceae
Source: RefSeq, a predicted model, not a curated record